CAAAAAGGGACAGGUUUACCAGGAAGCCAUGCCUGUGUUUCCAGAUAGCCACACAACGAAGAAUAUCAGGUCUGGAUGAUGGAUCCGCCCUCCGUCAACCUCGUCGCCUCCACCAGCAAUCCCGACGGGCACCUCCGUCCCAGGAGGAAUGAGGCCCGCACCCGGCACUCGUUCUUCAAAACCGUACAAUGGUCCGCUGAUGGCACGACCCUUUUCACCUCAUCGUACUCGAACCGCAUCUGCGCUUUUGUUCUACCCGAGACCCUGCUUGAACCUCGUCAGUCACCCGUAAAUCUCACCGCCCACGGCACGCUCACCUUGCCCGAGCCGACAAGUGCCAUUGCCCCCUGCCCCUACUUCGCCCUCGAACAGCCCUCAACCCAGGUCCUGCUCACCGCCAGCACUGACCAUCCCAUCCACCUCCACCACGCCUUUCCCCCAUCACCAUCCUCAGCGUCAUCACCUCUAUCUCCCACAUCACCACCCGCAUCACCCCCCUCCUCGUCCGACGACAACCCCGACCCGCCCCCGCCGCAACCACCCCCGCUCGCAUCCUUCCACCUCGUCAAGCGCGAGACCGAAGCCUACCUGCCCGUCGCCUCCCUGCUCUGGCCGGCCCCGGGCACGCACUUCGUCGCCGGCACGACCAACCGCAUCGCCCUCUUCGACGUCUCCCGCCCGGACGCCCUGCAGCCCGCCCCGCUGCUCUCGAUCCCGACCAUCCCCUCCACCCGGCACCUCGCCAAGGGCGGCGGCGUCGGCAUGCGCGGCACCGUCUCCGCGCUGGCCGCGCAGCCUCUCGUCGACGGCGGCGGGUGGGGGGGGCUGCUCGCCGCCGGCACGUGGACGAGGAGCUUGGGCUUGUACGAUCUGGCCAGGAGCGGGGAGUGCGUGGCGACGUGGGGCGUUGCCGGCGCGGCGGCGGAGGCCGGGGUCGGCGGGAAGGGGGUGGUGCAGGCUUUGUGGUCGCCCUGCGGCCGGUAUUUGGUGGUGAAUGAGCGCGGCGCGACCGGGCUGUUGGUGUAUGACCUGCGGGGCACGCAUCGGUUGCUGGGGUGGCUGGAGGGGAGGGAUGGGAGGACAAACCAGCGGCUGAGCUGCGAUGUGUUCCCUGGGGCUGAGGGGACAGGCGGGUUUGAGGUGUGGGCGGGGACAAAGAAUGGUGGGGUGGUUGUUUGGGAAGGGGUUGGCAAUCAGGAGGGUGGUGUCCGGCCGUCGUGGGACUGGAAGGCCCAUGGCUCGGCGGUAGGGGCAACGGCGAUGCAUAUGAGCGGGUCGGUGGUUGCGACCUGCUCGGGAUCGUGGGAGAUUGUGGAUCCGGAGGUCGACACUUCUGAGAGCUCCGACAGCUCCGGCAGCUCCGACAGCUCAGACAGCUCGGAUGAAUCGGGAUCAGAGAGUAGCGCAGCGGUUCAGAGAACCUCGAAGCCGCGCGUGGUGGUUCGGGAGACGAGCCUUAAGGUUUGGAGUCUGGGCUCUGGUCUCCCAGCUCGGACCGAGAGAGAAAGUCCCGAUGACCGAUGA
Molecule: messenger RNA, 1524 nt
Organism: Thermothielavioides terrestris NRRL 8126
Lineage: Eukaryota; Fungi; Ascomycota; Sordariomycetes; Sordariales; Chaetomiaceae
Exons: 2
Coding region: 76-1524 (482 amino acids)
Molecular function (GO): protein binding
Source: RefSeq, a predicted model, not a curated record